UUAUUCUAUCAUAUUCUGUUACCUAUUUAUAUUAUAUUUUAAGAUAUUCUUUAGUCUUAUUCUAAUUGCUCCACAAAACGAGCAUUCAAGACGUACUCUAUCUGGCAUUUUCUUCUCUUUGCAAGCAUUAAGACCUCUGAUAAAGUGCAUGGUCAACGAUUGGGACACAGUGAUGAACGAAACCGAACGGGAAACAAUGGUGAACAUUGCGAUAAUCACCAGAAAGACUACAAUGAGAAGCACAUUGAUGGUUAACAUCGUAGUUCUCGCUUUUCUACCUGCACGACUAUCUAACAUGAGAUACAACGACAGCGCACUGUUCUUUCGUGGCUAUUUCCCCUACAACACUAGCAUCAGUCCAAAUUUCGAAUUGACGAUGAUCGGUCAAUUCGUCGCUACUGUUUAUGCAGCGAAUACCUACACAGCUAUAGAUACUUUUGUCGUCCUGUUGAUUUUUCAUGUCUGUGGACAGCUUUCGAAUUUGAGAGACGAUUUACAGAAGAUUCAUUCGUACGAUAAGAAAGAUGUAGAAACGAAGUUGCGGAAAAUUAUUCAGAAGCAUGAAUAUAUUAACAGGUUCGUAUUCCGCCGUUUAGCAAAUAUUAAUCAUGUCGUACGUACAUCUAAGGUUCGCGACAACGAUAGAGAAUUCUUUCAACAUGAUGCUUCUGCUUCAAAUGCUGGGUUGCACUAUUCAAAUAUGCUCUCAGUCUUAUCAAAUCAUUAUGGUACGAAGUCAUUUGAAGAGGAAGCAAUGGAAUACAUGAUUUUCCAAAUUACCUUUCUGUUGUUAUACGUAGUUUACGUGAUGUUGCAAUUGUUCCUAUAUUGUUACAUGGGAGAAAAACUAGCAGCCGAGCAGAGUACGGAAAUAGCUAACACGGCGUACUACGCCGAAUGGUACAAUUUACCUCCCAAGAGUGCAAGAUGGCUUGUAAUUAUUAUGUGCCGUGCCAGAUCUUCACCGUUACAAAUUACAGCAGGCAGAUUUUAUUGGUUUACUCUAGCGCUAUAUACUCAGGUAAGCGUGAACGAGUCCUAAUACGAUUUACGAACACAAACUUUCUUAACAAUUCUGUGAUAAAUUGCGAAGUAUCUGAGAGCUACAGUGACCAAUUUAUAACGCAUUGUCAAUUGUUGACACAACAAAAAUUAUAACGAGUAUUAGAUGAUUGCUGUUCAAUUGCUGAUCAAUUCUAGCAGCAUUGACUACAGGCUCAGAAUGUAUCGAUACAAUUUAGGUACCAAAUUCUGAAACACAUCCUGUGUAAAAGACACAAAAAUAUCUCGCAAUUUAAAUGCUAUAGGUUACAUUCUAGCGUAUUAAGAGAGAUGGAUAUAGUAGAAGAAAAAAGCGUACGAGUAUAGAGAAUAUAGAGAACUAAACUAAAAAAUAGAUAUGCGAUAUGGUAUAUAGAUUAAGAGAUGAAAAAAUAUGUACACGGUGUUCACGGUAUUUCUAGACAGCGUUCUUAUCGUAAACGUUAAGUAUGAGGAUAAAAUGAAUAAGGAACAAGUGUUACUGUUAUUUGUAAGCAACAUAAUGGCGUAUGUAAUUUUUUUAUAUGUGUGAUAAUAUAUGUGCAAGUCUUUAGAUGCGACGAUACUCCAGAAGAAGUAUAGGAUUGAAUGAGAGUUUGAAAAAUAUGUAAUCCAAGUCUCUCUUUUCGGACUGCGAAGCCGAAAAAUAAGUAAAUGUAUGUAGGGGAGAGUCGUACGGUACCGACCGUCGUACAAUAGCGACCAAAAUUAGUUCUACUUUUUUUCACCAGGUAUUAGCAAUUUUAUUUGAAUGAAAAAAUGAAUAUAACGAUCCUGUGCAACAUAUUUCGGAAUCAUAUUGUUUGUUCCACAGCUUUCGCU
This is a messenger RNA of Bombus impatiens (common eastern bumble bee), 1863 nucleotides long. RefSeq lists its product as uncharacterized. Gene Ontology annotation, molecular function: olfactory receptor activity; odorant binding. Gene Ontology annotation, cellular component: plasma membrane. The transcript has 4 exons. Gene Ontology annotation, biological process: sensory perception of smell; detection of chemical stimulus involved in sensory perception of smell. The record is from RefSeq and is a predicted model, not a curated record. NCBI's taxonomy places the organism in Eukaryota, Metazoa, Arthropoda, Insecta, Hymenoptera, Apidae. The coding region runs from base 149 to 1042 and encodes 297 amino acids.